This is a messenger RNA of Anguilla rostrata (American eel), 1432 nucleotides long. RefSeq names its product homeobox protein HMX2-like. The record is from RefSeq and is a predicted model, not a curated record. NCBI's taxonomy places the organism in Eukaryota, Metazoa, Chordata, Actinopteri, Anguilliformes, Anguillidae. Gene Ontology annotation, biological process: regulation of transcription by RNA polymerase II. Gene Ontology annotation, cellular component: nucleus. The transcript is spliced from 2 exons. Gene Ontology annotation, molecular function: RNA polymerase II transcription regulatory region sequence-specific DNA binding; DNA-binding transcription factor activity, RNA polymerase II-specific. The coding region runs from base 597 to 1388 and encodes 263 amino acids.
UCAUACGAACAUUUGACACCGAUGACAUACAUCCUACGAUGAAAAUUUGUAUGCAGAUGAUGUCCAAAAUUCCACUGUUAUGUUUUUCUUUUGAGUUGUUCGAAAUGCAUAUUUGCAAAUGCAUAUUUGUUUUGAGCAUGUCCCGACCUUACAAGCAGCGCGUGUGCGUGUAUAGUCUGUGUAUGUCAGUGUCUAUUAUAUUUGAUUUGCUAACUGAGGGAAAAAAAACUUUGCUGAGAAAAAAAGACUGCCUGCUCGUGGUGAUCUCUAUGUUUUAAUAUUCCUCACUCUACUGCGUAAAAAAGGCAGCGAGUUUGAAAUUUCCGGGUCUUACUUUACGGCUGUGAUUGGCCCACACGAAGCUUACCCACAUGCAAAAUGAACCAACGCAACAAUACAGCUUUGAGUCCACUGCGAGUGGAAGCCUGCGGGAUUACGUUCAAGCAAGUAUGACUACGGACAAAAACUAAAAACCGUCCAGCCUCCUUUUGAACUAGCUUAUCUUAUUGUACACGGAGCACGGGUUAGUCGUUUCGCUCGUUUCUACAUAAACGCAAAGGCUAUUGUUGCUAUAGCCUGAAUGCUAUGAAUCCAGAAUGAAUAGUACAGAGGACAGUGGUAGCAAGUGCCCUAUCUCCAGCUUCACCAUUCAGUCCAUUCUGGGUACCACAUCCGAAGGCGCGCGCAAGGAGAAUUCCAAAGGAGGGUUGCAGAGAAAGCGCACACGAUCGGUGUCAUCCGAGGAGUGUAGCGCAGCAGAAGACACUUCAGACUGCUUCUGCUCAGAGCCCGGAGAUCGGGAACCGUGCAAUCGACAUGAACCUCUCAACUUUUCUUGCCUGAACUCCACCAAAGGAAUUACGCAAGGGCAAUCUGCUGUAGAAAGGCGGCAGCAUUUGACUCACGCUCUGUUUCAGGACUACAGAGAGGACAGAGAGAGACCGUGUAGCCAAAUAUCAUCUAUUUCUGAGGAAAGGCCACGAGACGGUGAGGACAAACACAAUAACUCGGGCAAGAAGAAGACCCGCACUGUUUUUUCGCGGAGUCAGGUGUACCAGCUCGAGUCCACUUUCGACAUGAAACGCUACUUGAGUAGCUCCGAGCGGGCCUGCCUUGCCUCUAGUCUACAACUGACAGAGACUCAGGUGAAAACCUGGUUCCAAAACCGCCGGAACAAAUGGAAACGACAACUCUCGGCAGAACUGGAAGCAGCGAAUAUGGCACACGCCUCAGCACAGACUCUAGUUGGGAUGCCGCUUGUUUUUCGAGACAAUUCCCUAUUACGGGUUCCAGUUCCUAGGUCUAUUGCUUUCCCAACGCCUUUAUACUACCCAGGCAAUCUGUCAGCUUUACCGCUGUACAAUCUUUAUAAUAAGACCGAAUACUAACUUCGUGUAUGGGCAUUGAUUAAAAAAAAACAAAACAAAGAAAA